Artibeus jamaicensis (Jamaican fruit-eating bat) is the source of this 9099-nucleotide messenger RNA. It is a transcript of the gene ZNF618, whose product is annotated as zinc finger protein 618. NCBI's taxonomy places the organism in Eukaryota, Metazoa, Chordata, Mammalia, Chiroptera, Phyllostomidae. The coding region runs from base 130 to 3003 and encodes 957 amino acids. The record is from RefSeq and is a predicted model, not a curated record. The transcript is spliced from 16 exons.
GGCCUGAGCGGGGCGGGCGGAGGAGGGAGCGGCGGCAGCGGCGGCAGCGGCGGCGGCAUUGUGCGCGCACCAGCAGCCCGGCCCGGGAGGAGCAGGACGCGCCGGGGCCGCCUCCUCCCGCACGGACCCAUGAACCAGCCGGGCGGCGCGGCGGCUCCGCAGGCUGACGGAGCCAGUGCGGCUGGAAGGAAAAGCACGGCGAGCAGGGAGCGCUUGAAGCGCAGCCAGAAGAGCACCAAGGUGGAGGGGCCAGAGCCCGUGCCGGCCGAGGGCUCGCUGAGUGCGGAGCAGGGAACGAUGACGGAGGUGAAGGUGAAGACAGAGGUGCCCGAUGACUACAUCCAGGAGGUGAUCUGGCAGGGCGAGGCCAAGGAGGAGAAGAAGGCCGUCAGCAAGGAUGGGACGGGCGACGUGCCUGCCGAGAUCUGCGUGGUGAUUGGCGGUGUCCGCAACCAGCAGACCCUCGGGUCCUACGAGUGUGGAAUCUGUGGCAAGAAGUACAAGUAUUACAACUGUUUCCAGACCCACGUACGCGCACACCGAGACACUGAAGCCACCUCAGGGGAGGGAGCCUCCCAAGGCAACAAUUUCAGGUACACGUGUGACAUCUGCGGGAAGAAGUACAAAUACUACAGCUGUUUCCAGGAGCACCGAGACCUGCAUGCAGUGGAUGUGUUCAGUGUGGAAGGGGCCCCUGAGAAUCGGGCAGAUCCCUUUGACCAAGGUGUCGUGGCCACUGAAGAGGUGAAGGAGGAACCCCCGGAACCAUUCCAGAAAAUCGGGCCAAUGAACAAUAUUACAUCAGAAAUUUUUAAGAAGAAAGAAGUUAGGCAGACCCAAAAGAGAGAAACCGGCAAUUACACCUGUGAAUUCUGCGGAAAGCAGUACAAGUACUACACGCCCUACCAGGAGCACGUGGCCUUACACGCCCCCAUCAGUACUGCCCCCGGGUGGGAGCCACCGGACGAUCCAGACACGGGCUCUGAGUGUUCACAUCCGGAGGUCUCCCCGACUCCACGCUUCGUGGCCGCGAAGACCCAGACGAACCAGUCGGGAAAAAAGGCGUCGGCCUCCGUGGUCCGAUGCUCCACCCUCUUACACCGCACCCCUCCAGCCACCCAAACCCAGACGUUCCGCACUCCGAAUUCGGGAUCUCCGGCAAGCAAGGCGACUGCAGCAGAAAGCGCUUUCAGUCGGAGAGUAGAAAGCAAAGCACAAAACCACUUUGAAGAGACGAAUAGCAGUUCCCAAAACUCCAGCGAAACUGCAAGUCCCCUGAUUUCCAAUACUUUCCCUCUCCUACAGAAACCCUACACGUGUGGCGCCUGCGGGAUCCAGUUCCAGUUCUACAACAACCUGCUGGAGCACAUGCAGUCCCACGCAGCGGACAACGAGAACAACAUCGCCUCCAACCAGUCCCGGUCGCCACCUGCUGUCGUGGAGGAGAAGUGGAAACCCCAGGCCCAGAGGAACAGCGCCAACAACACCACGACCACCGGUUUGACAUCCAACAGCAUGAUCCCCGAGAAGGAGCGGCAGAACAUCGCAGAGCGGCUGCUGCGGGUGAUGUGUGCCGACCUGGGUGCGCUGAGCGUGGUAAGCGGGAAGGAGUUCCUGAAACUGGCCCAGACGCUGGUGGAUAGUGGUGCCCGAUAUGGGGCCUUCUCGGUCACUGAGAUCCUGGGCAACUUCAACACGCUGGCGCUGAAGCACCUGCCACGCAUGUACAACCAGGUGAAGGUGAAGGUGACGUGUGCCUUGGGCAGCAACGCCUGCCUGGGCAUUGGUGUCACCUGUCACUCCCAGAGUGUCGGCCCUGACUCCUGCUACAUCCUCACCGCCUACCAGGCCGAGGGCAACCACAUCAAGAGCUAUGUGCUGGGUGUGAAGGGAGCGGACAUUCGAGACAGCGGCGACCUGGUGCACCACUGGGUGCAGAACGUGCUGUCCGAGUUUGUGAUGUCCGAGAUCAGGACAGUGUACGUGACGGACUGCCGGGUGAGUGCGUCCGCCUUCUCCAAGGCUGGCAUGUGCCUCCGCUGCUCAGCCUGUGCCUUGAACUCGGUGGUGCAGAGCGUGCUGAGCAAGCGGACGCUGCAGGCCCGCAGCAUGCACGAGGUCAUCGAGCUGCUCAACGUGUGUGAGGACCUGGCGGGCUCCACGGGCCUUGCAAAGGAGACCUUCGGGUCACUGGAGGAGACCUCGCCACCACCCUGCUGGAACUCGGUCACGGACUCGCUGCUGCUGGUGCACGAGCGCUACGAGCAGAUCUGUGAGUUCUACAGCAGGGCCAAGAAGAUGAACCUCAUCCAGAGCCUCAACAAGCACCUGCUCAGCAACCUGGCGGCCAUCCUGACGCCGGUGAAGCAGGCGGUCAUCGAGCUGAGCAACGAGAGCCAGCCCACCCUGCAGCUGGUGCUGCCCACCUACGUCAGGCUGGAGAAGCUGUUCACGGCCAAGGCCAAUGACGCGGGCACUGUCAGCAAGCUCUGCCACCUCUUCCUGGAAGCCCUCAAGGAGAACUUCAAGGUGCACCCAGCGCAUAAGGUGGCCAUGAUCCUGGACCCACAGCAGAAGCUGCGGCCCGUCCCACCCUAUCAGCAUGAGGAAAUCAUCGGCAAGGUGUGUGAGCUCAUCAACGAGGUUAAGGAGUCCUGGACUGAGGAGGCUGACUUUGAACCCACCGCCAAGAAGCCCCGCUCCGCCACUGGUGAGAACCCCACAGCUCAGGAAGACGAUCGGCUGGGGAAGAACGAGGUGUACGAUUACCUGCAGGAGCCCCUCUUCCAGGCCACCCCUGAUCUCUUCCAGUACUGGUCGUGCGUUACCCAAAAGCACACGAAACUCGCCAAGCUUGCCUUCUGGCUCCUCGCCGUUCCGGCUGUGGGGGCCAGGAGCGGGUGUGUGAAUAUGUGUGAACAGGCCCUUCUAAUCAGAAGGAGGCGACUGCUCAGUCCAGAAGAUAUGAACAAACUCAUGUUUCUGAAAUCCAACAUGCUUUAAGAUGUUAUUUCCGAACAAAAGAAAAAGAGAAGAGAAUGGUAGGGGAAAAAAAAUACACAACACUGUCGCAAACAAAGAAAAGGAAUUUAAGUUCUAAACACUGUGGACCUCAUUAUAAAUGCCCCCUGGAAACUUAAGUGCUUUUUACAGUGUGUGUGUGUGCGUGUGUGUGCACGGGGCUGCACCUGCGCGGGCGUGUCCAAGCGCACGUUCCAUGGGUGUGGGCGUGGGGCUCUUCUGUGUGGCCACAGAAGCUUUGCACACGCACACACACACUACCCUGGUGCAUGCACACACGCCUGCUCAUGGGUGUGUGUGCAUUAAACUGGGCGUGUCAGGAAAGCUGAGUGGGAAAGAGGGAAAACGCUUCACCUCCCUUUCUCAGUGAGGGGCUUUUAAGACUCCGUUUUCAGGUGUGCAGAUUGGUAGAAUGCUGAUGUCGCAAAAUGUUCAGGCAGCUGAGAUCUGAAGUGACUUGAUGCUCUCUGUCCCUCACCCUGUGGUCCCCCUUUUCCCUUCACGCCCCUCCCCCAGCCCCUGCUGCCCCCCCGCCCCGCCCCUCCCCAGCUGCCCUGCUAUGGACUCUCCAAACUGCAUCAGAUGGACAGUUUCUGCACUGGACUUUGUUCUCGUUCACCUUCAGGGCAUUGAGCUGCUGCCUUCCAGACACCUCAGGUGUCCCAGGGCAGCCGCCUUAGAAACACAGCUAUCUCUCUCCCCAGAGCAGGAAAGGAGACUUUAAGAAUAUAAAGCUGACUUUUGGCUUUUUAAUGUAAGAGAAAGAAAAAGACAUAUUUCAGAGAAGUAUUAAUGCUGUCUCCACUCCUUAAUAUUAUCUCCUAACUUUUUAGCAGUUUUUACUUUUUUUUGGUCUGUUUUGUUCUUUCAAAUUUAAUUUAGACUCUCCUAGGAGGCACUGAAUGUCUAUAACUUAUAUGUUGACGUUUUUUUUUAAUUGCCCUUUUUGUUCCUCGAGUCACACUGUAAACUAGCUCAUCUCAGUGGUAUAUUCUCUCUCCUAAGGUUUUUAUUAACCUCUCCUGUACAGUCCAGUUUCCGUGUAUUUGAACAGCAAAGACUGUGAACUUGUCUGUGCUGUUUGGAGACCAGGAGUGGGGUUGGAAUCACAGGUUCCGCGGGUGUGGGGUCCGCUGGAAGCCAUAGGGAAGCACGUGGCUUCGGAGUCCAGUGUGAGAGGAAGCCCCGCCCUCCUGGCUCACUGUGUCUGGUACUGCGAAUGUCUGAUUUCUAUACCCAGAGUGCAUUACACUACUCGCCGCAUCACUGACACUUCCAGCUCCGCAGGGACUCCUGAGUUGGUCCCUGUUCACGUCUGUCACACCUCAGACCCACAGCCUCCCUCCCUCCCCAGGGCCCCAGGUGGUUCCAACGGCUCCAUUGCCCGCAGUCCUGGGGCCUCUGCAGGAGCCUCAGCCCUCCCUCCAGGACGGUAGUUGAGCAUGGUGCCUUGCGGGCCAAAUGAUUGAUGUCUUGAGGGCGGAAUGGCACCCGGGCCACUUGAACUUGAUGCUGUGAAAGAUGUCCUUAGGCUUUUCUCUCCUUGAGCAAUUUAGUUUCCAUACACUCAGUCCCAAUGCUGAGGGCGGCCCCUCCCCUCCCCCCCAGAGGUGGUUCCAUCAGGAUCAGUGAUCACCCCCCACAACCCCACCUCUCUGAAUAAAGUGCUGGUGGUCUCAUGUCCUCCGGUGUCCAUGGCUGUGGCACAGAGAUGGUCACACGGCGGGCUUAAGGCUGAGGAAGACCACCACUGCGGGGGCCGUUCACGAAGGCACAUUUUAUCAUCCCUUCCUAGUAAUAAAGCAUUACUCAACUGCGAGAUACCUCGACUACAAAAAGCACUGUACAACAGUCCUCUGCCCCCGGCCCGUGGGAGGCUGGGAAGCGACGUUGGUGAGAAAACACUGACCCUGGGGGCCCAGCCUGCUCGCUCUGCCUCAUGAGAACUGAUGCUCCGAGUCUUGGACAUGCUGAAGCGAAUUCAUGCAAGUGGGCCGUUUCCGCAUUCUCUCCAGCAAGCCGUGGUCUCAGCGGCCACCCUGCCGCUUCCUCUCCCGGAGAAGCUCUACAUGUUUCCUUUGCAACAGUUCCAGCUGGGGUCGCACCAUCAGAAGAGCCUCCGUUUGCACUGGACAGUCACCUAAUGUCACUUCCCAAAGUGUAUCGGCAGACCUCGGUCAGACCCAUGGGGGGCCUUCCAGAAGGUGGCUGCAGGGGUGCGGGGGAGCGACAGAUGCCUACGGCUAACGGUUCCUCCAGCUCUGCUUUGCUGCUGGCGGCAGGUCGGCGGCUGGGCACUUGAACCACAUGGGGAGGACCCCAGCCGCUCUCCGUGUGGUGGGUGGGACCAGCCUUGGAGCCUGUCCUCUGUCUGCUUAGAGCCAAGCUACGCUGGUGUUGCCCUGCCUGAGGGCCAGUUAGUUAGAAAACCGGCAUUUCAAUUUCUCGUAAAGCCAUCCGAGACCACGUCCAGAUGUGCAUUGUGAAUCUUCUUUGGAACAGGGAGUGUCUGCCCUCCAAGAUGGAGAUUGGAGAAAGUCUCACUUCAGUUCUAGAUCUGAGUCAUGGGCGUCAGCUCCUGUUCUGGUUUUCCAUGCCACCUUCGUUUGUCCCUUAGGACGGGUUUGGCGUCCUAGGACAGGCACGAUCCCACUGGGCACUCUGACAGCUGUCUCCUGGGGCUGCCUCAGCCAAGCGUGGUAACAAGGUGGCAGGUAUCAUUGGUCUCUCACAACCUCUGGUUCCCCAGAAACUCAUGUUGCCAGCAGGAAAGACUGUGCCGCACAGGCAAUUCCCAUAGCGCAGGUCCUGCCCAGCCAACAGCUUAACAACCCAAAGAUCUCCCAGGCCCAGCCUCUGGCUCCCUGAUUUACAGCAAUAUCCACCUUGUUGCAACUCUAGUUCAGCCAAAGGACUGAGGUAGACUCUUCCACUUCAUCUCCAAGCACUCAGCCUGACACGGCCCUACAGAAGGGUUUUGUCUUCUGCGUCCUACUUCUGUGACUGCUGUAGGACUUUCCGCCACAGGCCCUUGGCAGCUGAUGGCCAGAAACCAUUUCUGUCACGUUCUGGGCGGCUCCAGGUGUUGGCCAGCUGACUCGGACACCACUCAUCUCAAGCCAUGUGAUUCCCAGGACAGAACAGCUCUUUGUUCUGUCGUACACGGACCCAAGAGGAGACUGCAGGGGUUUGGUGCCUCAUCUGAGAUCAGUUGGCUUCACCACUCAAGCCCAGGACCAUGCCUCGUGGGUGGUCCCUCAGGCUUGGAGUAGCCCAGGGGUCUCGGCUCCACCAAGAGCAACGGUGCCAUCCUAGGUGUCAUGAGUGGAUGCCCCUGGCCCUGCACCGUUUUCCCCUCCCUGAGCCUAGGUUAGCCAGAGGGGCCACCUGCUACGCUGGCAGCCAGCCCACCUGACAGCCUCCUGCGUGGCACUCAGAGAGUGGCUGUUGGCUGGGGAAAGGGUUUGAUGGCACGUUGGGAAGUUACGGGGCUCCCGAGUUCCAGGAGGAGUAUUUGCUUUGCACCAGGCCCAGAGGCCGUCAGGAGUUCUCUCCUGCAGUUGGUCCUUUCCUGCACUUUCAAGAAAUACCAGAAAAAUGGUACAUGGCAUGUUUUCCACUGUGAAGCCGAACUUCUGUCUUUCAGAGUCCCCUAUGCUUGCAGGAGGCCACCCGCCUCCUCCUGGACUUGGACAAGGCUCCUUGGAGAGUGGACACCUCGGGAGACGUCAGGGAUACAGCGCACACCCUCUGGGCUCCACAGAUUCACAAGCAGGGUUUGAAAGGAAGCCAGGAUGUGGAUGGAGAAGGACGACCCAGUGAGAAAUGGCCCAGGCAGGGACAGGACCUGGACAUUGUCGUCAGGAGGGGUGUACUUGCAGAGACAGGAAGAGGAAGCGCACAGGGCCUGGUGGGCAGCCUUCCAGCCCCCAUGGAGCUGGAGUGGGUUUGUAGCUAUGCCCUUGCCUUGGGAACUGGCCGGCGCCAGUGUCCCUGGGAUGUACCCGAAGGAGGGCUCCCAGACAGGCUGCUGCUUCAGACCGGACCCAGAGGCUAAGUGAGGCUCAGGCUGUCCCCUGGAGACGGCACAGGGGGGCUCCUUUCUCGGCCCUGCCCCGGCCCCCUGUGUCUACCUGGGCCAGUGGGAGAAUUGGGGUGGGGCCUGCCCCUCUCUUCACUGUGGCUAAUGUUUGCUAGGCCAGUUAUGGCGAACCAAUGAUACGGUGUUUUUCCUUCUUAUGUUUCCCUCCCGCAUCCCCUUUUCAGGGUUUUCUGGAGGAUGAUGUGGUUUUUCUUUGGCUUUUAUUUGGGUCUUUUGUAGUCGGUAGAGGCCAGUCUUUCCCAGAGGGGCCCUGGGGUUUCUGUGUGAGAAGACAUCUGCUCCCACUUGGAUGAGGGCGAAGAUCCUGUUUGUGUACUCACGGCCCCACUGCCAUCACCACAGUGUCGCUUUAAAGAUUCAACUCCUGUACCGAGAGGGAUCUGCGAGGUUUGCAGUUGGGCGUCAGCAUCAGGACCCUGAGGGUCCUACCCAUCUAAUGCGUCCCACUGGGCACCUUGACUCUUCAAACCAAAGUUCCUUACAGGGGCGCAACCCAGCCUUGACUGCAGCCUCAAGGGCCUGAGAUCCCUGUGGCGCUUCCCGAAGUCCAGGUUGGCCAGAGACCUUGGGGUCUGAGACCAGCUGGAAGGAGGCACUCCUCCCACAACCCAGGUGCCAGCCAGCCCUUGCCAGGGGCUCUCCCUCCCACCCAGCCAGGGCGGCCGGGUUCCCAGACAGUGAGUGAGCUCGUAGGCUGGCACGGGGCUGACUCAGCAGCCAGGAGACAGAGGGACCUGCGGGGCUGAAGGCUCCGACCCACCGGGCACACGUCCAGCAGGGCCAGUCAGAUCCCAAGCAUCAGGAAAACAUUUUGUACAACCACCUGAAGCCGAAAUAUUUUUUAAAAAGUAUAAAUUAUUUUCAGUUCUCUUCUGAUCCUACCUUCUUUUCCGCACAACUCCACAUCGGUGAUUCUUUCACAUCAGGUAAAUCUUGAGAAAGCCUUGGUGCCCCUCCCUCCCGCACCCCGCUCCGUACCCAUGUGCGUGCACCCCAUCCUUUCUCAGUAGUGAAGACGUUCUAGGCAAUACCAUAGGCACAUCGGACUGUGUCUCUCUCUUCGAGUGCAAGAAACUCAAAGUCAUCUUAAAAAAAAUACAAAAAAAAAUUUACAAAAAAACAAACACAAAAAAAUAUCUUUUUUAGGCCAGAGUUUUCUACAGGUAUUAAUGAAUAUUUUUCUUAAUCCUUAUAAGUUUUAUGUGUUUAAUAUUUCUUAAUACCGGUAGCAUUAAUUUAUACUUUUGUAGCAACACAAUAUUUUUAUAAACAGCCAGUGCUUGGCUCAAGUCUCCACGAGGGGUUUAUGCAGGGCCAUCUUGGGACCCUGUGUACCAUGUACUGUAUUAAAAAAAAAAAAAAAGUUACCUAGUGUCACCUUUGCUGUGUUGAUUAAGAGAAGGCGUUGUUCGCGGUCUCCUGUGUCGGUGUGGAUCCGGCAACUCUGCAAAGAGUCAUUGUGGGGGGGUUAAGUUGAUGGUUCUUGUGUGAUGUGUGAGCCCCCGAGACCGAACUUGAGGGUUUAUUUAAGGGUUUUCUGUUUGUCCUUUGGGUUUUUUUGUUUCGCUUUGUUUGGGUACUGUUUCUCCAUUUACAGACUAAUCAAUUUCGUGGUGUUUCAAACUUUUACUUAUGUCAAAUGGAGGAAAGGGACAGAAGAAGGAACGAUUUUUACAAAAUAAUAAAAUUUAAAACUGAGCUGUUUAAAUGUUGCUGUUUUUAACUGUUCUUGUCCAAAAGUGGGACAUUCCCAGGGAGAAGAGGAAGGUUCCACUUGGUUCCUUAAGUCGCCAAAAGCCCCAGCCCAGAAUUCAGAACCCCUCUACCCCAUGAAUUCUCAAAACAUUGUUCCCCAGUCGGUCAAUGCCAAGGCAAAAAGACACCCUUUUAAUGGUUAGAGAGGAUCAGUUGCUUAAAUGAUUUCAUGUCAGUGUUGUAUUUAUGGUUUUACAAUAAAACGACCUUUAGGAAGAUGG